AUGGGUUUCAGUCCGCCUUUCACCGUCACUCCGGUGCUCAGGGAAGCAGCCGAGUUGAAGUUCGAAGAGUUUGAGCAAUUCAAACAGGCUUUCAAACUACGUUAUCAUCUCGAUCGUACACACUCUGAGGACAACAGCCCACUCAAAAGGGUAGCCACUCUUCUCGAAGACAUCAAGAAGUUCGACCCUGGCCUCGAAAAUGAUGACGACCUUAGUAUCAUGUCUCGCUAUAUUGAGCAAGCCAAGGAUGAUCGCACUGUCUCCGAAUCGAAGCUUCUGAAGUAUGAAGAGCAACUAUGGGGCAAGCUGAAGAAGCGCCUCAAUCGCUUCGAAGUCUCGUCGCUACAUAUAGACCUGAUGAAAGAGGUCAUGGACGCAGACAACCCAUCCACAUCAAUUGCGACCGAGCUGGACAAAACGACUAUCGACGACGAUUUCGAGGUAGUCGAGAACGAGCUUGACGAGGUCCUUGAAGAGUUCAAGAGAAACACACUCACCGCUAAAGAUACUGAUGUCGAAGCAAUUGAAGAGCAUCUCUCGAGCCUCUUCGAGACCGACAACAGCAAGCAAUUACUUGAAAAUCUGCGCAGAGAUAUCAAGCAAUACGGUGAUGCUAUGAUCGGCGAAGUGGACCAGGAGGUCCUGAUGUGGUGUAUCAUCGAUUUACUCAAGAACGAUCUGAUCAGUGCAGACAAAAAGAAAAUCCUCGAAGGCUACGCACAGUCUCCGUUGAUCAUGCGAGAGCUAGUGAUUACGCUCAACUUCAAGUCUGCUUGCCAUUGGAACUGGAAGAAUGCGGACAAAGGACUGCCAGUGACUGCUCGCCAAAACUCUGAGGGCCAGUAUUGCAUAACCGUCGAAGAAGACAUUCUCGACAUGCUGUUCCUACACACCAUUGCCAUUGGAUGGGCAACCGAGCUUAAGGAAUCGCUGAGAAUUUUCGCUCAACAGGGAGGCUUUAAAGGCAAUAACUAUCUUACCGAUCAUGAGAUGGAUAAACAAGCAUUCUUCCUGGAGAAACCAAGAACCUACAGAUGUCACUCGCAGGACUAUCCACCUCCACCGCCGCCAAUUUCAAUGCAAUAUAAUUCCCCAAAGAUGAUCGAAGUUUCGGGAAGAAAGCAAAAGAAGUGGUCCUCCCCCACGCCACCACCUCCACCGCCACCCAUGUUCUCGCCUCCGCCUCCUCCGCCUCCUCCGCCUCCCCUGCCCGUCUCACCGGCGUUCUACGGAAGUCUCAGCCAAGAGAGGUUUCGAAUUUACAUGGGAAACUUCUUCAUGUCCAGACUUCCUACGCGAGUUGGAUGCACCCCAAGUGUUCCGCAACCAGAAGAUAUUCAAGCCAAACUGAUCAAGUCACUAGCCGUCCAAGCCAAAAUUCAGGAAGCUUUUGACAGCAAAGCACAUGUUGCCGCUGUGAGCUUUGACAAGCUUGCGCCCUCACUUCCGCAUAAGACUGUUUUGACCGUUCUGAAAUUUCUCGGAGUUCCAGAAUCCUUCCUGAGCUUUUUUACCCGCUUUCUCGAAGCAAAGCUGAACUUCGGCCCUGCCAUGCGCGGCGCUCCAGAUCGUAUAGUUACUCGUACGCGUGGAGUACCUGCUGGUCACGGUAUGAGUCUGUUCUUUAGUGAAGCAGUGUUGUUCUUCAUUGAACUGGCUGUUCACGUGAAGACAGGCUCGUACUUGUAUCGUAUUGGGGACAAGUGCGAUUUCGUUGGGACACAGAGUCAGCGACACGGAGCUAUCGACGCAAUCUGUCAGUUUGUCGGUGUAAUGGGUCUGAAGCUUGACGAAAAACAUGCUACCGACGAGCUCUCCAUCGGCUUCUUGACCUUGAGACCACGAGGCGCACAAUCAGCUCCAUACUCAUCGUUCAAUGUCAUGACUUCCAAAGUCGAAACCUACGCGCACCGCACGAAAAAGCGACUCGCAGCCUGCAAAACCGUUUUGGAAUGGGUUCGUGUAUGGAACAGCUCUGUUGGAACGUACGCAGCCCAUCUCUUCGGUCCUCCCGCUGAAGUGUUUGGCCAAUCCCACAUUCAAGCAGUGAAGAAAGCAUACAACCAGAUGUACGACAUUAUCUUCGAAGGUGGUACUUUGACGGACCACGUCAAGACUUUGUUGAGUACACAUGUUGGCGUCAGUCUCGACAGCCCUUCAUUCGCCCUUGAUGCAAUCAUCUACCUACCUCAGGCAUGUGGUGGCCUCGGCGUCAAAAACCCCUUCAUCGCACUGAACCUCGCACACAAACUCAAAGACAACCCCGAUGAACCAUUCGAGAAGUACUUUGAGUCCGAAGAAACAUACUACGCCAGCGCAGCGAAAAGAUAUGCUGCAAUGAAGCCCGACGCCCGAGCGAAGAAGUUGACCGAGAUCUUCGACGGCGACCAGGAGGACAUGAAUGCGGCUUUCGGCCCUGGUUACGAUCUCUCCAUCUUCCCAAGCAAGGAUGAAAUCUUCGCAUGCCGUGAGCGUACUAAUUAUCCAGUCCUUCCCUCGCUCUAUCCUACCUACAAGCGCGUACCAAGCCCUUCGGUUGGUGUUCUUUACCAUGACCUUCUCCAGGAAUCCGUUCACCACAUUGAGUUAAGCUACAAAGUCAGCAUGGAAGUUGGCCGUCUCUCCGCAUAUGGCGACAUGAAGGGUUGGCGCAAAUUGAGUGGAGAGGACAAGUGGGUGCUGCAGAUGUAUGGCGACGAGUGCUUUGAGCGGUAUGACACGUUGGAGAUAUGGCAUGCGGAGAGUGUGCCCGUCGAGAUUCUCCAGGUAUUGACGGGUUGUUCGUGGGAUGACGACAAUGGCAAUGACGACAACUCGAGCAUUGAAAGCGAUAACUGAUGGGUGAGGGGAGCUUGCAUCUGCAGGCUUGGCUGGAUUGUAAAGGGAGGGCAAGUUGAUUCAAG
This is a messenger RNA of Dothidotthia symphoricarpi CBS 119687, 2903 nucleotides long. RefSeq lists its product as uncharacterized. The transcript has a single exon. Bases 1 to 2838 code for a protein of 945 amino acids. NCBI's taxonomy places the organism in Eukaryota, Fungi, Ascomycota, Dothideomycetes, Pleosporales, Dothidotthiaceae. The record is from RefSeq and is a predicted model, not a curated record.